Myodes glareolus (Bank vole) is the source of this 2347-nucleotide messenger RNA. The record is from RefSeq and is a predicted model, not a curated record. NCBI's taxonomy places the organism in Eukaryota, Metazoa, Chordata, Mammalia, Rodentia, Cricetidae.
AUUCCUUUCAGCUUUAGCAGGACGGGGCUUGGGAAGCUUGAGGCAGGAGUAUUGCCUAGAGUGGAAGCCCAGAAAUAGAGUGUUCCCCCCUCCCCCUCAAAAGGCCAGGAAAUAGGACUGAGACACAGUGUUUUUAUCUUACUCCGUGAUUGAAGAGGGACGGCUUCUGAAAAAAUAAAAAUAAAAUUAUACACGAGUUUCUUGGACUAUUCAGAUAUUUAGCGGGGAAAAAAAAUCAUGGUAAUUGAUAAAGAUUAAUUGAUGAUGCUUGAUAUUCAAACAGAAGAUUGCCUUUCGUAGAAAAUAAACAUUGUAUUUGUUACAAAUAAGAUUUACAUUGGAAAAGUAAUUAUGUAUUAUAACCAAGUAAAGUCUGAGGUACCAGUGUCCUUGGUAAGGUUUUAACUUUACUAACUUGAUUAAAGCACUAACAUACUUAACUAUGUAUCUCUAAUAACAUAGGAUCUCAGAACUGUUUUCCCUGCAUUUUUAUCUGAAAUGUGCAGGUUGAAAUCCACACAAAACUUAGAGUUGCCUUUUGUGUGUCAUGAAAAUUUAACUGUCAUGCAUUUUUUUCUCGCAAUAGCUCUUCAAGUCUUCGAUUUUUUUAAAAAAAAAUGGCCUCCAAUAAAACUACAUUGCAAAAAAUGGGAAAGAAACAGAAUGGAAAGAGUAAAAAAGUUGAAGAGGCAGAGCCUGAAGAAUUUGUGGUAGAAAAAGUACUGGACCGGCGUGUAGUGAAUGGGAAGGUGGAGUAUUUCCUCAAGUGGAAGGGGUUCACAGAUGCUGAUAAUACUUGGGAACCAGAAGAAAAUUUAGAUUGUCCAGAAUUAAUUGAAGCAUUUCUUAAUUCUCAAAAAGCUGGUAAAGAAAAAGAUGGUACAAAAAGGAAAUCUUUAUCUGACAGUGAAUCUGAUGAUAGCAAAUCGAAGAAGAAAAGAGAUGCUGCUGACAAACCAAGGGGUUUUGCCAGAGGUCUUGAUCCUGAACGAAUAAUCGGUGCCACAGAUAGCAGUGGAGAAUUAAUGUUUCUUAUGAAAUGGAAGGACUCAGAUGAGGCGGACUUGGUGCUGGCAAAGGAGGCAAAUAUGAAGUGUCCUCAGAUUGUCAUCGCCUUUUAUGAGGAAAGGCUGACUUGGCAUUCUUGUCCAGAAGACGAGGCGCAAUAAUUGUUUGCAUUUUUAUAUAUAUUUAUAUAUAUAUAAAAUCUGGAUCUUGAGUUUUGAAUUACUAGUGUGGAAAAGAUAGCAUUCUAAUGAAAAUCGAGUUUGAUAUGCUGGUUUUGAAAGUAUUGACAGUAGUUGGGAUAUUUUUGGUUUUUGUUCUGCAUCAAAAGGCACUGAUUCCUUUGAGCAAAUAAAAGCUUUCUGUAGUUGCUUCUUUUAACAGUAGAAUGUUUAAUACCAUGUUGUAUUUCCUCAGCUUUGAAGAACAGCUUUUCUUAAAUGCUGGGGAGAUUUUACAGUCAUUACUCAAUCAGAACUUAUUUUUAACUGGGACACAGAAGGACCAUUCUGGGUUUUUUGUUUGUAAGCUUGUGUGUGCAUAAGACCCUUAUGUAACUGUUUUUCAUUUUGUCUUGUUUUUAAUACUCAAAAACUGUAGAUGAAAACAUGUGUUGAGAUUCCUCCCUUGUGAACAUUUUCCUGAAACCAUAACCUUUCAGAUCAAGUAGACAGUUCUGUAAUUCACUGGAUAGUUUUAAAGCAUCCACAUCAGAAUUUAUCUAUUAUCACAUACAGUAGUUUGUUUACAAAAUUUUGUCCUUACAAACUACCCCUUCAGAAAAUGGAAUUAGACAAAGUAGCAGUAUGACUUAAUAAUAACAAGACUUAUGCUGGGUGAGGUGGCAUGUGCCUUUAAUCCCAGCACUUUGGAGGCAGGUGGGUCUCUGAUUUAGACUAGAUCAGCCAGGUUUAUUGAGUUUCAGGUCAGCCAGGGCUGUGCAGAGAAUCCCUGUCUCUAAAAAUUAAGCAAAAAGACAACUAAGCAUGUAGGGUUCCUCUAGUGAACCAUUCCUUUGUAGAAAGUUGAAAUCUACUAAAAGGUUAUGAAGUUUGGAAUAUCUGUUUGCUGUGGAAAUAGAAUCAUGGUUAGAGAUGAUGUUGGCAAUUUCAGAUCUACUGACAUAAAUGAACAAAAUUUGGUAAUAUAAACUAAUGACUUGCAUGCUUUUUCUUUACCCUGUCUCAUUCCUUACUGGUAGGAGCAAUCUUUUCAGUAUUUGGGUUCUGGUUCAAUGAGCCAGAAAAGUAACUUUGUAGUAUCAGAAUGUCAUCCAACUGUAUAUUUACUUUAUUGUAAAUAAUGGUGAACAGUGGUCAAUAAAUAGUUUUAUAUUCCUUUA